UUCCUAUUGGCUGAUUCAGACAGAGUUCCAUUCUGGACGUCACAAUGCGGAAGUUGGACAAUGAGUUUCAGACUAAAACUUCCUCCUGUGUCCAACAUCUGACAGCCGGUGGGAAACUGAUCCCGGGAGUCUUCAGCGUGAGUUUGAGUGAUUUGAGUGAGACGGCAAGUGAGCAAGUCGGCCAGCAGAGGGAUGAUGAUGCUUUGACUGGACAAGAUAAGUUCAGGAUAUUAGAAGGGGAGGAUUUGCAGACAGCAAUCUCAAACCAAACAUCACGUCAAGAUCUGACAGACUCAGUCGACUCAUUGGGACCUGAAUAUGAACAGCCUUUGAAUCUAGAAGGAGAAAUGUUUGUCUGUUCUGUCUGCUUCAAAAGGUUUUAAGCAUCAGUGUGACUGGAAAAGCACCGAGACACACAUAACCGAGUGAGGGUGUUCCAGUGCUCUGACUGUGGAAAGAGCUUGAACCAGUUACUCAGCUUGUGUGAGGACGAGGCUUCAACUAAUCGUAGAACCUGGGGAGACACAAGGCCACGCGCACCAUGGAGAAACCAUGGAAAUGUGGGGACUGCGGGAAGGGAUUCAAAACCCCGUCUGUGUUGGAAACUCAUCGACGCAGUCACACCGGGGAGAGGCCUUUCAUCUGCUCUGAGUGUGGGAAGGGAUUCACUCAGUCAUCUCACCUGCAGACACACCAGCGAGUUCACACUGGGGAGAGGCCAUUCACUUGCCCUGAGUGUGGGAAUGUAUUCAGUCAGUUAUCCAGCCUGCAGUCACACCAGCGAAUUCACACUGGGGAGAGACCUUUCGCAUGUUCUGAAUGUGGGAAGGAAUUCAGGAAUGCAUCCCAGCUGCGGAGACACCAGCGAGUUCACACUGGGGAGAGGCCAUUCACCUGCUCUGAGUGUGGGAAGGGAUUUAGUGAAUCAUCCCUCCUGCUGAUGCACAAGCGAGUUCACAGCGGGGAGAGGCCAUUUACCUGCUCUGAGUGUGGGAAGGGAUUCGCUAGGUCAUUCUACCUGCUGACACACCAGCGAGUUCACACCGGGGACUGGCUUGUCUGUUCUGAAUGUGGAAAGAAAUUCACUCGAUCUUACGACCUACAGAUACACCAGCGAGUUCACACUGGGGAGAGGCCGUUCAUCUGUUACGUGUGUGGGAAGGGAUUCACUCGGUCAUCCACCCUGCAGACACACCAGCGAGUUCACACUGGGGAGAGGCCGUUCCCCUGCUCCAAAUGUGGGAAGGGUUUCACUCAGUCAUCCGACCUGCAGAAACACCAGCGAGUUCACACCGGGGAGAAGCCAUUCACCUGCUCUCUGUGUGGGAAGCGAUUCAGUGAUAUAUCCACCCUGCUGAGACACCAGCGAGUUCACACGAGGGAGAGGCCUGGUGUGUCACAGGCUCUGAGCGAGGGAAGAGAUUCACUUGUUCAUCCCAACAAUGGGGAAGCUCUGAUUGGCUGGAGGACCAGAGUCCUUUUGGUCCUCCAGUUGUUCCCAUUGGUCAAUCUGCCACAUGAAGCUAAUGAGGGAGCGGAAUCCCGCAUGGAUUUUGUUUCAGUGACAAAUGUAUCAAUUUCAAGCUGCAUCAGUGUUUGCUUUGAAAAUUGUUUGGAUUUCUGUCAGACUCCAAGGGAUCAAUGUCAGGUCCCUGGUAUCUGCCCGGGUGCGGCGGUGGGGGCGGGGGGGCACAAGACGGGGCCACAAUGCCACAAGGGGACAAAGCCCCUGGAGUUUGAGGAUGAAAUCGACAGAUACCUCGGCUGGGAGGGGAGGAGUCGGGAUAUUGACUGGGUAUCUGCAAAACCCACCAGAGUCAACCAGGCGACACUUAUUAAGAAUGUUUCCCCCCAUCGCUUCACAUCUGAAAGUUCAACUUGGAGCGAACUUGCUGCCAGAGCCAGGUUCCUGCAAGUCAACAAGUUGCCCCCAGAAUACGAAAAGAAAUGGAAAGGGGGAAACAUUGAUUUCCUCACAGAUGUUGCCCACAGGAUGUCAAACCUUGAGAUUCAGAAGGACAAGCGCACUAUGGAGAAACCAUGGCAAUGUGGAGACUGUGGGAAGUGCUAUCGAAUCCCAUCUGAACUGGAAAUUCAUCAUCGCAUUCACAAUGGGGAGAGGCCUUUCACCUAUUCCGAAUGUGGGAAGGGAUUCACUCGGUCAUCCCACCUGCUGAAGCACCAGCGGGUUCACACCGGGGAGAGACCAUUCACCUGCUCUGAGUGUGGGAAAGGAUUCACUGGGUCAUCUCACCUGCGGACACACCAGCGAGUUCACACCGGGGAGAGGCCGUUCACCUGUUCUGAGUGUGGGAAGGGAUUCACUCAGUCACCCAACCUACUGACACACCAGCGAAUUCACACUGGAGAGAGGCCGUUUAGUUGUUCUGUGUGUGGGAGUAAAUUCAGUCAGUUAUCCAGCCUGCAGACACACCAGCGAUUUCACACUGGUGAGAGGCCGUUCACCUGCUCUGAGUGUGGAAAGGGAUUCGCUGACACAUCGAGUCUGCUGACACACCAGCGACUUCACACUGGGGAGAGGCCAUUCAUCUGCUCUGAUUGUGGGAAAGGAUUCACUCAGUUAGCCCACCUGCAGAAACACCAGGGAAUUCACACUGGGGAGCGGCCAUUCACCUGCUCUGUGUGUGGGAAGGGAUUUGUUCAUUUAUCCAGCCUGCGCAGACACCAGCGAGUUCACAAAUAUGAGGAAAAUAUUGUACUGGACAGUAAAGAAAUUGGUAUAACUCACCGUGGGUGUAGUUCAGUGCAAUAUAACAAUCUGGUUUCCACCUACAUUCUAGUGAAAGUCAAGAAAGUGGAGGCAGUUUCAAUCAGCAGCCUGCGGGCAGCUUGGUCAAUCAGCAGGAAGUGUGGGACCAGGAGCUGUGAACCGGCUGUGGGACGAGAAGCCAAGAGGGUCAUUAGGAACCAGUGUGUCCUCAUGUUUAAAUCCCUCAGCAAGAAGGACACCCACACUAUGGAGAAACUGUGGAAAUGUGGUGACUGUGGGAAGGGAUUCAUAUCGCCAUCAAAGCUGGAAAUUCAUCGACGCAGCCACACUGGAGAGAGGCCGUUCACCUGCUCCAUGUGUGGGAAGGGAUUCACUCAUUCAUCCCACCUGAUGAGACACCAGCGAGUUCACACCGGGGAGAGACCAUUCACCUGCUCUGACUGUGGGAAGGGAUUCACUCAGUCGUCCCACUUGCGGAUACACCAGCGAAUUCACACCAGGGAGAGUCUGUUCAUCUGCACCAUGUGUGGGAAACGAUUCACUCAGUCAUCGAGCCUGCUGAGACACCAUGUCACUCACACUGAUGAGAGACCCUUUAAAUGUUCUGACUGUGGGAGUAGGUUCAAAAGCUCUCGGGAACUGAUGUUCCACCAGCGUUUUCACACUGAGGAGAGACUGUUCAGCUGCUCUCACUGCACGAAGAAGUUUAGAAGUUCAUCCAACCUGCAGGAACACCAGCGAGUUCACACCAGGGAGAGGCCGUUCACCUGCUCUGAGUGUGGGAAAGGCUUCAUUCAGUUGUCCAAACUGCAGAUGCACCAGCGAGUUCACACUGGGGAGAGGCCAUUCACCUGCUCCAGUGUGGGAAGAGAUUUGCUUAUUUAUCCAGCCUGCUGAGAUACCAGCGAGCUUACAGUGGGGAGAGGCUAUUCAUCUGCUCGGAGUGUGGGAAGGGAUUCAGUCAUUCAUCUGGUCUGUGGACAAAUUAGCAAGUUCACACUCGGGAAAGGCCAUUAACCAGCUCUGACUGUGGAAAGGGAUUCAGUCAUUCAGCACAUCUGUGGAUACAUCAGCGAGUUCAUACUGGAGAGAGGCCGUUCACCUGCACCGUGUGUAUGCAGCAAUUCCCUCAGUCACCCAGCCUGCUGACACACCAUGACGCUCACAUCAAUGAGAGACCCUUUAAAUGUGCUGACUGUAUCUGGGCUCCAAACUUUAGGAAAGAUGUUAAGUUCUUUGAUUGGGUGCAGAGAUUUACGACAAUGGCACCAGGAAUGAGGGACUUCAGUUAGUUGGAUAGACUGGAACAGCUGAAUUUUCUGUCUUUGAAUCAUGGAGUCAUUAAGAUAUACAAAGAGACUAUUCAGCCCAUCAAUUCCAUGCUGGCUCUCUGUAAUACAAUCCAGUCAGUUUCAUUCCCCUGUUCAAUCACUGAAUCACUGAAAGUUUAUUUCCCUCAAGUGUCCAUCCAAUUGUCUUUUGAAAUUGUUCAUCAUCUCUGCUUCCCACCCUGCCCCUUGUAGACAGCGAGUUCCAGGUCAUUAGCAUUGGCUGUGUAAAAAUAUUCCUCCUCACAUCCCCCCUGCAUCUCCUUAAAUCUGUGUCCCCCUUGUCCUUGUACCGUCAGCGAAUGGGAACAGCUUUUCUUUGUCCACCUUAUCUAAACCUGUCAUAAUCUUG
Carcharodon carcharias (great white shark) is the source of this 4411-nucleotide messenger RNA. RefSeq names its product zinc finger protein 420-like. The record is from RefSeq and is a predicted model, not a curated record. Gene Ontology annotation, cellular component: nucleus. Lineage: Eukaryota; Metazoa; Chordata; Chondrichthyes; Lamniformes; Lamnidae. Gene Ontology annotation, biological process: regulation of transcription by RNA polymerase II; central nervous system development. Gene Ontology annotation, molecular function: DNA-binding transcription factor activity, RNA polymerase II-specific; RNA polymerase II cis-regulatory region sequence-specific DNA binding. The coding region runs from base 542 to 3628 and encodes 1028 amino acids. The transcript has 9 exons.